AUGACCUCAUUUGUUUUUGCAUUCGGUACAAGCUUCAGCACAGUAUCUGGAGCUUUAAUGAUGUUCGAUGUCUCUUUCCGACUAUGCUCUCUGAAAUUAUUAUCAAGCUGCCAUGCAUGUCAGGCCAUGUUGAACCAUCAGACCAAAUGUAUUCACCCAAAUUUGCCACCUUUCGGUGAAGCAGACUCAAAGACUCAGGACAAGGGCAUUAUUGUCUUUUCCGAAGAACCUAGCCUUCUCAUGAUGUACCAGGAGGAGGAUAGCUUCAGUUUUGUCAUUUUUGCCUCCAGCGAUGUGUCAGGGAAGAGGUGGCUGCAGGCGAAAGCCUGCGCACACUUCCUGGAGACGAGCCUGGAAGCCAAGAAUGCCUGUGUCCUGCUGUCGCAGAGCCGGCUGUUUGAGGAGCCCAAGCUGACCCAGUGCUGCUGGGAGGUCAUUGACGUGCAGGGGGAGAUGGCCCUGUGGUCCGAGGGCUUCUGCGAGAUCGACUGGCAGACCCUGGAGGUCAUCGACACGGAGGCCCUCAACACCAAGGAGGUGGUGGUCUUCGAGGCCGUGCUCAACUGGGCUGAGGCCGAGUGCAAGCGGCAGGGCCUGCCCACCACCCCGCGCAACAAGAGGCAUGUCCUGGGGCCGGCCCUCUACCUGGUCCGCAUUCCGACCAUGACCCUGGAGGAGUUUGCCAACGGCGCUGCCCAGUCGAACAUCCUGACGCUGGAGGAGACCCACAACAUUAUCCUGUGGUACACGAAGGCCAACAAGCCCCCGCUCGACUUCCUGCUGACCAAGAGGGGAGGCCUGGCCCCGCAGAGGUGCCACCGCUUCCAGUCCUCGGCCUACUGCAGCAACCAGUGGCGCUAUCGGAGGCGCUGCGACAGCAUCCAGAUUGCAGCGGACAGGAAGGUGUUUGUGGCGGGGCUGGGCCUGUACGGAUCCAGCUCCGGGAAAGCCAAGUACAGUGUGAAGAUCGAGCUCAAGCGCCUGGGAGUGGUCCUCGCCCAGAACCUGACCAGGUUCGUGUCCGAUGGCUCCAGCAGCACCUUCCCGGUCUGGUUCGAGCACCCGGUGCAGGUGGAGCAGGACACCUUCUACACGGCCAGCGCCGUGCUGGACGGCAGCGAGCUCAGCUACUUCAGGCAGGAGGGCCUGAUGGAGGUGCAUUGUGGGAAGGUGACCUUCCAGUUCCAGUGUUCCUCCGACAGCACCAACCGCACCGGGGUGCAGGGCGGGCAGAUCCCCGAGCUCAUCUUCUACGCCUGAGGCCGUGGGCGUGCGGGCACUGGGGGGAUGGAGGGCCGGACCCUUUCUCCUUGGCAGGACAGGCUUCAGGACUCCUAAACUUUUGUGCACAGCUGGCUGUAGCCAGAGGUAUAAAUGAGACGUUUCUACAUGGCCAGAGCCCGGUUCUGAAUACAGGAGGCUGGGCCUCAUCACAUCUCCUGCAUAUUGGGAUGCACACUAAGGUGGAGGGCGGAUUUGGGGGUGGAGGGCAGCCCAGACCCCACCAGUGGUGCCCACACCACCUGCUUUAUGGGCUUGGCCGUCCCUCCCACCCUCCUAGAUUUUGUUCUGAGUUGUUCUAAGCUUAAGACCUUCCCUCCAAAUCUAAAACC
Molecule: messenger RNA, 1613 nt
Organism: Myotis brandtii (Brandt's bat)
Lineage: Eukaryota; Metazoa; Chordata; Mammalia; Chiroptera; Vespertilionidae
Product: BTB/POZ domain-containing protein 6-like
Biological process (GO): neurogenesis
Cellular component (GO): cytosol
Source: RefSeq, a predicted model, not a curated record